AUGAAACUGACUACAGCUUUUGGGAUGUUCAGGUCUUCCAUUAUAGUUAUCCAUUUGAGUGCCACUGAUGAAACAGUAACAGGAGCAACUAUCAAUGAGGAAUUUGAUGGAACAGUAACCACUCCAAGUCAAAUUAGAUCGCCGAUACCAGAAAUUGGGGAAGGAACUUCGAAAUCUCAACAGAAGUGGACGGAUGUGGUCCAAUUAGGGUCCAGUCAAAGCAAAUUGUCGUGGGCAGAUGAGUUUGAGGCUUCACCAGAGCUAAAUUCAAAAGGAUCCAUCUGGGAUAAUUUUGAUAUUGCUAAGAAAUCCGUUGUAGUAUGCUAUGUGUUGGGGCCUCAUCCUCAUUUUGCAAUUUUGAAUGGGUAUGUUCGACGCCUGUGGGAGAAGCAUGGAAUUAACAAAGUAUCUAUGUUAAAAAAUAGCAUAGUUCUAGUAAGGUUCGACUCUGUAGCUGGAAAGAAUGAGGUAUUAAAGGAAGGAAUUUACCAUUUCGAUAACAAACCUUUCAUUGUGAAGGCUUGGAAUCCAGAUAUGGAAUUUACACGUGACGAGUUAUACACUGUCCCUAUUUGGGUUAAAUUGCUAGGGCUUGAGUUAAAAUAUUGGAGCUCAAAAGGUUUGAGUAAAACUGGAAGCUUAAUAGGCAAGCCACUGAUGGUUGGCAACCACACUUUGAAGAAAGUAGGAUUGAGCUUUGCUAGACUACUUAUUGAGGUUGAAAUGGAUACACCUUUGCCAAAAAAAGUGUAUUUCAAAAAUGAAAGAGGCCUACUUAUGGAACAAAAGGUGCAAUAUGAUUGGAAGCUAAUACUAUGUAAAACUUGCAAGAAGUAUGGCCAUGAUGAACAAGUAUGCAAAGCUAAGAAAGUGCAGCAACCUCAUCCUAAGGGAAAGCACAAGAUAACAAUACGCAAGUUACUUCCAAUGAAGUAA
Messenger RNA from Nicotiana tabacum (common tobacco), 936 nucleotides. The record is from RefSeq and is a predicted model, not a curated record. NCBI's taxonomy places the organism in Eukaryota, Viridiplantae, Streptophyta, Magnoliopsida, Solanales, Solanaceae.